Molecule: messenger RNA, 1144 nt
Organism: Myxocyprinus asiaticus (Chinese sucker)
Lineage: Eukaryota; Metazoa; Chordata; Actinopteri; Cypriniformes; Catostomidae
Product: oligoribonuclease, mitochondrial-like
Exons: 7
Coding region: 21-803 (260 amino acids)
Cellular component (GO): mitochondrion
Molecular function (GO): nucleic acid binding; 3'-5'-RNA exonuclease activity
Source: RefSeq, a predicted model, not a curated record
ACGGCAGUACGUGGGCACCUAUGUGGAGCGCGGCGUGUGUUUCUGGAUUCAGAGUUCUGACUCGGGUCGGCGUGUCAUCGCAGUUGGUCAAACUACACCCACUCGUGUCUGUUGCCCACAGCUCGUCUGUCUUUAGUCCAUGUGCCUCUGUGCUCGUCAGGGGUUUGAUGUCUAAACGAUCAGACAGCAGGAAGAUGUCAGAGCCCAUGGCGCAGCGGAUGGUCUGGGUGGAUUUGGAGAUGACAGGGCUGGACAUCGAGAAGGAUGAGAUUAUUGAGAUGGCCUGCAUCAUCACAGAUUCUGAUCUGAACAUCAUUGCAGAAGGGCCAAAUCUGAUAAUCAAUCAACCAGACGAGCUGCUUGACAGCAUGUCUGACUGGUGCAAAGAGCAUCAUGGGGAGUCAGGGUUGACUCAAGCUGUGCGGGACAGUACCAUCACCCUCCAGCAGGCAGAGUACGAGUUCCUGUCCUUCAUUAGACAGCACACGCCACCAGGACAGUGUCCUCUCGCAGGAAACUCUGUUCAUGCUGAUAAGAAGUUUCUGGAUAAGUACAUGCCGCAGUUCAUGCGCCACCUGCACUAUCGCAUCAUAGACGUGAGCACCAUUAAAGAGCUGUGCAGACGAUGGUUUCCAGAGGAGUACAAGCUCGCACCACAGAAAAAAGCAUCACACAGAGCGCUGGGAGACAUCCAGGAGAGCAUAAAAGAGCUGAAGUUUUACAGGGCGAAUGUUUUCAAACCUCACGUAGAGGAGAAGAAACGAAAAAUAGUUGAAAACGGUGAUAAGAAGACUGCGAGCUAAUUUAGAGAAGCUGAUCUGGAGUAAUGAUGUGGAAUUCUCAUGUCUGGAUGAAACCUGAGUGAUUACUUGAGAGAGUGAGAGCAAAGUUCCACGUUAACAUCCACGCUGUUAAUUUCCUGUUUUAUUUGUCAUCUCCACAAAUAGCUUCUUAAAAAAAAAAUCCAAAAAAAUCCUAAGGUUUCCGAGUUCCGCAAAUACGCCAUUGUUUUGAAGUUACUUUUAUCCUUUAAAUUCCACUGUAGGAAUCUAAUUUGUUACUUGUGUAAUGAAACAAGUGUGUUUGAGAUGGGUUCUUCUGUCUGAGAGUGUUAUCACACAGCUUCCCUUUUUUUUUUUUUUUU